AGACAUGACGACAUCGAAGUGUUAGCAAAGUAAUCUGAUAAAUGAUGUGAUUCCAGAUAGCAUGGAUGGUAAAUAACUCCUUAACGAGAUUAUGUAAUAACUAAUCGAUUUUAAUGUGAGUGCGAAUGUGUAUAUAUGAAUGAAUCUUGUGUAAUCACACGUGCAAAAGAAAACAGUUAUAAAUAGCCACGUCACCAUUCGGGAGCACUCGGAUAGAUAGGAUUCAGAUACAAGGUACUGUAAACGUUAAAUGUUUGGAGACAUGAAUCUUGUAACACUGGUUUUGCUGCAGAUAUUUGUCACGUCAUUGUGUGAUGAUUUACAAACUUCAAUCAAUUCCCAUGUGGAUACUUUUCAACAGAGGGGGGCCCCGGGACUCCGGGCUCCUAAGAAACUAUGGUGGGCAAAAGAGAUAACGCCCGACUUCCACGUUGCUGGAAGAUUGUCUGAACGACAGAUCAAAUACGCAGCCGAUGGGGGAUUUAAAAGUAUUGUCUCAUUGUUCCAAGAUGACUAUCCAUCUAAUAUUGGCGAUGAAUAUCUACCGACGAGUGCGGAGGCAGCCGAAAUCGCCAAACAAGCAGGACUUGAUUAUCGGGUCAUAUUGGAUUCUGAUAACUGUGAUUGGGCCUCCGCUGAGGCUGUAAGUAAAAUGGCUACCAUAGUUCCAACACUUAAUAAGCCCAUUUUACUCCAUUGUAACCGUGCCUAUACAAUAACGUUUGUGACUAUGCUGUAUAUAGCCAAUACGUCAAGACACGAUCAGAAAUACAUACCUCAAGUUAAUUUUGAAAAAGUUUAUAAGAUGGCCGCCGCAAUGGGCUUAGAUUUCAUAAUGGACUUUACCCAAGAGACUGCGGCAAAAAUCACCGGCGAAGCAAUUCCAGAGAAUUUACCAGAACCUAAUGUUGUACCAGAUGAAUGGUAUGAUUACUGGUUGGCACAUCCUGUGUACAAGAACUGGUUCACGGCUGGACAAAUACGCGAAAAUCAACUCGAGACUUUAAAAAUGGCUGGCUUUAUCCACGUGGUCAACAUGAGAAUGGGUGUUCAUGAUGAAAACGGAAAUCCUUCCCAAGAGCAGGUAACUCUCAUCAACGUCAAAGAUGGAACACCGACCUACGGCAAUAAAGAAAUUGGCCCACGACAAAUUCCGGAUACUUUGAAGAAACUUGUUAUUAACCCAUUAAGAAACAAUUCAUUUGUGGCCGAGAAUUCGGCAGUGAACUUCGAGUCGAGAAAUCCAGGAGAGUUCGGGGACGAGAUUGGAUAUAACGAAGACCGGGAAAGACAGGUUCUAGAAAAGGCUGGUUUUCAUUAUUAUCACAUGCCAGUCCUGUCUGGUGGAAAGUUCAGUCCGGAGUUAUUUGGGAAAUACAAAGAUAAACUAUUAGAGAUCGGAAGAACAGGAGAACCCAUCCUGGUCCACUGUGCUAGCGCCCACAGAGUGGCCUACAUGACGGUGCUGGCCGCCGCCCUGCAGUAUAAUAAGGACUUGGACUGGGCCCUUCAGAGGACUCGCGAGCUCGGUUUUGUAGUGAGCCCAACAGAGCACAAAGAUGUCUUCCUCAUGUACACAGCCUGGUUACGACUUAAAAAUUUCAACUCUUCUAAAGACGAACUGUGAUCACCUUUGUAAAAUUUCUUUCUAUCGUUAACUGAUGAUGUAAACUAAUUAUAUGAGUUUUGUGUCAAUUACUGAGAGUAUGAAAAAUAUUAAUAUCCUUCAAUACUUAAAAUGAUUUACUAAUCCAAACGAUAUACAAUGUUUCACAAUCGUUUGAUCAUUUUGAAUUUUUAUCAUUAUUUUCAAUAUUAUUCGCAUAUUUUCAAUCAAUAUUUCAUUUGAUUUAACGAUUUUGUGAAUGAAUGUUUAAUGUACAUGUACAUAUAAAUCUAUAUUUUUAUACAUUGAAUACCUUAUUGAAGGAUGAGCAAGGUGAUAAUUUGAUAACUUCUAUAUAUUCCAAUGAUAAGUUUUAAAUUCCGUAUCAUGAUAAGAUAGGAAAAAACAAUGCUUGAAAUAGGUAUUGUACAUAAAAUGUGUGUUAUUUUAUAAAUCAAAUUAUUUUACUUUGUAUUCCUUUUAUUAGCAAUGAUUACCCGCUUUAUAGCACGGCUGCUUUUAUUUUUUCUUUAGACUGAAUGAAUGAUAUUUGUAGACCGGAAGUAGCAAUAACUUAAAAUGUGUUCUCCCAGACAGAACGUUUCGAACGCAUUUUCGCCAGGGCUGAUGCGUCAUGGUAUUAGAAUUUACAUUAAAAUGCACAAGUGGUUUGUC
Molecule: messenger RNA, 2281 nt
Organism: Ylistrum balloti
Lineage: Eukaryota; Metazoa; Mollusca; Bivalvia; Pectinida; Pectinidae
Exons: 3
Coding region: 251-1627 (458 amino acids)
Source: RefSeq, a predicted model, not a curated record